CAGUUGCGAAGGACGCGCCAUAUUUUUCUGCGCUUAAAGGAGCUAUAAAAGAUGAAUUCUGUCAACCCAGCUGCAUUCAUAAGAAACAGAUAAUAAUCGAUUACUGUAAGCCAGGUGGAGACAUCUCAGCGCAUCUGUCAGCAUGGCUCCCGUCGACUGGGAUCACAUCAUGGGGCUGGAUGCCAAGGAGCUGACAGAAGACACUGCUGAUGAUUUGCUCAGUACCCUUUCAAAGGUUAACCCGUCAGAUUCCGAUGCCCCGGACCGUCUGCUCCAGCUGUUUGAAGUGUCGCGGGCCAUCAUGCAGAUCAAGAGUGAACAGGCCCAGGUGGCCAUGGAGGAACUGGAGAACAUGGCCCAGGCACAGGGUCAAGAAGGAGUCCGCAAUGAGCAAGCACUGCUGGAUCAGAUCAGAGAAUUGGAAGAGGAAAACAGAAGGCUGCAGCGUAUGGGUGGUGCGUCAGGUUCUAGGGACAUCCGCUCCCUCCAGAAUGAGAUCCAUGAGCUGAGUCGCCAGUCGGACCUCCUGCAGCGUGAGCUGAAGGAGAAGGACCGAGAACUGAUCAAGGAGCGACGAGACGGUGAGAGGUUUGCAUCAAGAGCGGAGGAAGCUGAACGAGAGAUCAGGGAACUGAAGCGAGAUAAUGACAUGUUGCGUACAGAUCUGCGGGACUACCAGCGGCAGAUGGAAUCACAGCGUGAGAGCAUGCUGCAGCGCCGCGGAGAUGACGUGGAGGUUCACGACAAGCUGCGCAUGAAGAACAGGGAGUUGAACGACCAAUUGGAGGAAAUUCAGAAUCUUACCGAGGCCAAUGAGAAGCUCCAAGACCAAUGUGCCGACCUGACCUCCAAGCUGGAGACGGCGGCCAAGGACAUGGACAGCAUGGCUGAAGCCCACGCCAAGCUGAAACUGGUCUUGCAGCAGUCGGACACCGUGACGCAGACACUGGACAAGGAGAAUGAGAUACUCAGAGAGCAGAUCCAAGAUCUGACCGACCAGCUCCGUGGUAAGUCCGGUGCUGAUGAUGAAAUCAUGGAAGCACUCAACAAGAAAGUAGAUGAAUGGAAAGAAGCGCUGGUUAAUAAGGAUGAACAGAUAGCUGAACUUAAUGACAUCAUCAGACAGCAGAAGGAGCAGUUAACGGCGGCUUACAUGGACACCGACAAGACAUCAGUCGUAGUGCUGUCACAGGCCUUGCAAGACAAAGACUUGCAGCUGGAAGCCCUCAAGAAAGAGCUGGAGAAAUCAGCAGAUGAAAUGGCUGACCUGACCAGCCAGCUAGAAGAGCUUAAGAAGGAUGCAACACAGGGUGGAGCACCAGGAGUGCGGAUGCAGAACACCAUACGCGACCUGAGGGCCACCCUGAAGGAUCAAGAGAGGGAAGGGAAGCGAGCAGAGGAAGGUAUGCAGCAGGCUGAGGCCGAUGCUAGAGAGAAGGACAAGCAGCUGAACGAGGCCUUGGCUAGGAUGAGGGAAUAUGAAGCAGGUGAAUAUGGUCUAGCUGAAGCUGUGCAGGAAAUCAAGGAGUGCAAGAAAAAUGUUGCUGUACGAGAUCGAAAUAUCGAGCAGCUGACGCAGAAUGUCAACAAGCUGGAGAUGAGCCUGAAUGACCUCUUGGAAGAGAACGAGGAACUGCGAGGCAGGCUAGGCCUUGACCCCAAGGAGCCCCUCGACCUUGGCCAGGUCAGACUGUCCAAAGCCUUGCAGCACCAGCAGGACAGAGCUCUGAAUCAGGUGUUGAGCCAAGAGUUGGAGAGACUUGAAGCAGAGAGGUUGGAACUGAAGAAACAGGUUCGUCUCUUGGCUCAGCAGAGAGCACAAAGGGCAGUGGCCCUGGGCCUGUCUGCGGAUGACAUGGUGGCCAUUGAGGAGUUCACGGAAGGUCUCAAGACCAAGAAGAAGACCGGAAGGGUGGGGCUGGGGGACACGGUGACACAGCUGGUGAAAGGAGAGCAGCAGAUAGGCCCGGCAGACUCACUCAGGCUCAAGGCAAAGCAGCUGGAGCAGGAACUGGUCAGAGCCGACCAGGUGACGGAACGCAAUCGCAACCAGGUGGCGGAGUUGGAGGCCCGCAACCAUCAGCUAGUGGAGGAGAACAGACAGCUAGAGAACAGCAUGAAGGAGAUCCUGCAGGCCUUGAAGGAACAAGCAGGCGGUGGCGGGGGCACCGGUGGGGAGCUACAGAUCCCUAACCUAGAGAGAUUGGUAGCGCUUCUUGAGGCCAAAACGGCAGGUGGGAACUACGAGGCACAAGUUGUCAUGAAGGCGCAGCUGGACCAGCUCACUGGCAGAAAUGAAGAACUACGACGUGAGCUACGCCAGAUUAGGAACGAAUGCGAAAAGGCUGGCAUCAACUUGGACAGGGCUAACAACAAGAUCGCCAGACUAGAGCAAGACCUGCAGGCGCUAAGGGAUGCGGGUCAGGGUGCCAUCACCCUCCACCACAUGCAGCUGCCACAGGGAAUGGCUGUGUCCAGUGCUGAAGUCAUCAGCUCGCUCAAUGAGCAACUCAUACAUGCACUACAGGAAUUGUCUAACAAGGAAGAUCAGGUGAACCGAUGCGAGUCUUCCCUGGUUGUCUACCGACGCAGGUUUGCCGUGCUGCGACAUCAGCAAGGUCUGCUGUACCAAGACUACAAAGAGAAGCAGGAGGAAUGGGAAAGUCAGUCGGAGGGAUGGGAUAAGGCCAAGCAGAAGCUGCUAGACCAGAUGGAGCAACAGGAGGCCAAGGUUCAGGAAUUCAAUAGACUCCUAGACACUCUUCAGCAGAGCGGGGACGAACAGCAACGUCGGAUCGCCGAGGGGACCCGGAAGAUCACUGUUCUGCGAGUCAAUGAGAGAGCCCUCACUAGACGGUUCACAGUCAGUCAGGAGGUGGAGGGAACCCUGAGGAAGGAAGUCAACAAGCUCCGCAAUGAGAUGGUUCAGAUGGAAACGGCCAUCACGGAGAGACUAGGAUAUCUUCAAAGACAUAAGGAAGCAUCACAAUUCAAGAUAGCCGCCCUCCAGCGAGCCUUGGACGAGAGUGUCCCAGCCUCAGAACUGGAGUCUUCAAAUCGACAGUACAACGAGUUGGCCGCCAAGUACAGAGACCUGUUACAGACGGACAACCAGUUAGUUGCCAGAAACACGCACAUCGACCAACUGGAGUCUGAAAAUAAGCGGCUUGAGUCAGAUGUGGACAUUUUGAAGAGAGAAUUAGCCACUGAGAAGGAGAAACUCCACACCCUAGAGCAGGCUGUGGAGGAACUAGGAAGGAUAGGAGGGGGAGCUGGGACUAAGUCCAAUGUGCAGACCAGCGAGCACCUGUCACUGGCCAAGCGACUGACCACCAUGGAGAUGAAGGAACUGAACGAGAGGCAGCGAGCGGAACAUGCCGUGAGGAUGCAGGACCAACUGCGCAAGACAUUGACUGAGAUGGAGAACCGAAACCUGGAACUGGAGCAAAAAUUUGCAGAGCUCACUAGACUCAACCUUGAAGGGCAGAAGAUAGAGAGAGAGUUGCGAGACGAGCUGACCACCUGCGUCACCAAGGCAGCCAGCGACAUGGACAAGAGACGUAUCGGUGAACUGGAGAGGUCAGAGGCUACGCUGCGACUGGAGAAUGAAAAACUCAAGGAGAUGGUUGAUGUCGCAUCCUUCCAGACCAAGGCUUUGGAAUCCAGGCAGAUCUCUAGGGAGAAAGAAGUGCUGUCGCUACGGCAACAGCUCAUCGACAUUCAGACCCAAAGCAACGAGAAGGCAAUUAUAGGGAAGCUCCACCACCACAUUGUGGCUCUCCAAAUCAGCGAAGGCACGGCCGUCCGCAAACUGGAAGCUGCCAAUGCCAAGAAUAAGAAAAUGGAAGCUCGGGUGCUUCGCCUGGAGCGACAGCUAGACGAGAAGGCACAGAGUCUCUACCACUGUCAGGUGGAUGCGCGCAACAAGGCCAGGCAUCUCAAAAGAACGAUCCAGGAACUACGACGUCAGUUCAGUGGGGCCGUUCCACUCGGUGACCAGGAGAAAUUCUCCAAAGCCAUGCUGCAGCUAAAGAAUGAAAAAGAACAAAUGCAAAGCGAAGUCAAAGUGUUGAAGUACGAGAGGGAGAAGGUCUCAGACCAACUGGCAGAGCUGGAGCUGAAGCACCACGGGCUGCAGGAGCUGAUGGAGACCCUGCAGGACGGCAAGGGGGCCGUCAAGGUGGCCGAAUGGCAUGCCAAGAUGCAGGAUACCCGGCUGCAGCAGCUCAAGCUGACCAGGCAGAUAGGACGUCUGCAGGAACAGAAUAAGUUUCUGGACGGACUCUCGGCCAAGCAUGAGAAAACCAUCACGUACUUGGAGCAGGACAAUGUCCGCGUCACCAGGGAGUCUGAGGAGAGGCAGUUGCUAUGGGAACAGCGGGAGUUGGAGCUGGAGAGGAUGAUUGACAGCCUGGAGAGACAGCAGAAGGAGAUGGCCAAUGCUGCACUCAGGUUUGAGGAGGCCACAGGAUCAUUGCCCGACCCAAGCUUGCCCAUAUCCAGCCAGCUGGAGCAUGCUAUCAGGUCCAUCAAGACCCACAUCAAGACCAUCCUGGAUGUGAGGGCAGAGAACACAGCCCUGCAGAAGAAACUGGCAGAAACGGAGACGCAGCUCAAGGAGACGGAGGACAACCUCCUCCAGCGAGACAAGAUCAUCAAUGAACUGCGCCUUCGUCUCCCGGCCUCCUCAGAAAGGGAUGAGAUCAUUAAGGACGGCAUGGCCCAGGGAGUCCGCUUCAAAGCUCUGGAAGAGACCUGUGAGCACAAGCAGGCCCUGAAGGUGGCCCAGACUCAGAUAGAGGGCCUACAGGCUCGUUUACAGAAGAAAGAGGAAGGACUGCAGAAAUAUGUGGGACUUUUGGAAGAAGCACGGCAGGAAUCGGCAGCUGAGCAUAAGAAACAUUUGGAAGACAUGCACUCCCUGCAGAUGAAACUGCAUGGUCAGUCAGACUCUGCGUUCAGCAAGUUCAAGCAGGCUGCCCAGACCCUGGUGAAUCAGCCGGGACCCCCCGUGCCCACCAACAAACAGCUGGCUCGCCUGCAGGAGCUGGAGGAUCUCUUGGCGGAGCAGGACAACUCCCUGUCAGCCAUGUCCAUCAAGCUGAAGGCCGCCCACACCGAGACCAGCAAGUGGAAAGGGGUGCUGGAACGCAAGGUGCAGGAGCACAAGGCAGAGAAGGUCAGAUUGAUGGAAGGGCACAAAGGUGAAGUGACUCGUCUGGAAGGCGAAAUCAGCAGUUUGAAGACUUUAAUACAGGAAAAAGAAGAAGAGAUAAAGAACUUACAGACUGACCUUGAAGCCCAGCGAGAAGCCAAUGCCAGAGCUCCCACCACAACCAUGAAAGCUCUGGUGGAGAGACUAAAACACGAUUUGGCACUGAAGGAGAAACAACACAAGUCUCUGAGUCAGGCACUUCUGAAGUUGAGAGCUGACAUGGUGGACACCGCCCAACAAAAUGUCAAGGCUAAUGCAGAGGAACAAGAGCAACAGAUCAAUGUGCAAAAACUGCUGGAGAAGGAGACUAAGCACAUCAAGGAGCAGCUGGAAGAGACAAGGGAUAAGCUGGACAGGGCCAAGAAGGAAUUGAAGAAGCAGAAAGCACAGUGCUCUGCAUUCAGCAGCGAAGUUCAGGAACUCAAAGAGGAUUUAGAAACUAAGUCAUCAGCGUGGCUCAAACUGCAAGAAGAACACAAGAAACUUCAGCAGAAGAUGGAAGCGCAGACCAGAGGUCAUAAGGCUGAAGAGCCAGAGAGGGGGCCCUCUGCCGAGGUAGACAGGCUCAAGAAACAGAUCCAAUCUCUGGAGGAACAGCUCCAACAAACAAAGGGGUCAGAUGUCAAAGGAGCAACCUCUGACCUUAAGAAGGAGCAGAGUGCUGCAGAGGUGGCCAAGUGGGAGGAAGGAAAGAAGUGGGAAAAGAGAGUGGAGAGUCUCCGCAACAAACUGAAGGACAGAGACAAGGAGAUUGAACAGCUACAGAAGGCUAAAAAGAUGAUGAAGGAGGCCCUCAAUAGGGCGGAGAGGAUCAAGCCUACUACAUCCACAAAACUGGAGGCAACAAAGAAGACAGUGACCUCUGACCCAGCCAUUGAGGAAGUGAAACGACAGAAUUAUGAGCUGGAAGAAGAGGUAUCAUCGUUGAAACGCCAGCAAGCCUUAGGCCAAGGUGCACUCCUUGAGGAGGUACAGCAGCAGAACAGACAGUUGACAGAGAAAUUGGACGUGAUGGAACGCCAGAUGGCCCGGCGGCUGGCUCAAACUACUGAGUCAGGAAGUGUGCCAGGUGCAGGGGUGACCGCUGAACCAGAACGAGAGCAGGAGCUGCAGAGACAGAUCCUGGAGCUGUCCCAGGAGAACCUAGAGCUGCGGUUUGACGCCGAGCAGGCCAAGCGAGACCUGCCCAGGCUCAGGCAACGCGUGGAGGACCUGCAGAGGUACAACCAGGCGUUGAAGGCUGACCUGGAGCAAGAGAGAGAGAAGGGGAGGGGCCGUCUGCCCUCUGCCGCCGCCUCUGGCUCGGCCGCGGGACUCAAGAAGUCGCUGGGUUCCAGUGGUAAGUCGGUUCCUGAGCUGGAACGCACCAUCGGCCUGAUGAAGAAGGUCGUCGAGCGUGUGCAGAGGGAGAAUGAAGAACUCAAGAAAGCGCCGGGGGUCACGGUCCAGACCGAAAUUCACGGACUGAAAGAGGAAAAUCAGAAACUGAAGACGGAACUAGAUAAGCUCAAGCGGCAGGUGGGCGGCCAGCUGAGCACCCGCUACGAGAGCACCCAGAAGGGCGUGGCCAAGGCCGUGUCAGAGAACAACCGGCUGAGGCAGGAGCUGAAGAGGGAGGUGGAGUCCACGGAGAAGCUGCGAGUCACCAACAGUCAGCUCAGUCUUGAUAAGGAGAGGCUGCAACGACAGCUGGAAGAUAGCCAUGAGAAGCUGCAAAUUGAGCAGGCUAGGGGGCCCAAACUGGAAGGAGCCGACAGCAAGAGCUGGAAAUCUAUCGUGGUGACCAGGAUGUAUGAGGAGAAGAUGAGGAGUAUGGAACAGGACAUGGAGAAAAAGAAUUCCACAAUUCAAGACAUGAAAUUGUUGUUGAGAGACUCAGCCCAGAGGGAGCAGGCUCUCAUGCAGCAGGUGGGGGAACUGAGAGAGAAGGUGGCCGUCUUGGAGAGAUUCCCAGCAGAUGCACUGACUUCAGACACUGAUCUGGUCCGAGAAUUGCAACAGUCAAGGUUGACAACAAAUCGUCUGGAAAACGAGAAGGCUGAGCUGCUGAAUGAACUGAAGCUGUUCCGACUCCAGGGCAGCCAGCCAGCAGAAAAUGAAGGGGACAAGGAUGAUUUUCUGACAGAAAGGCUCCACAAUUACAAUAAACUGAUGGAGGAGAACGUGGAACUCAGAACAGAUAUGAAGUCCCUCCAGCUGGAACAAGAACGGCUCAGACGAGAUAAUGAAAGGCUUCGCAAAGAACUGGAGCAGUUUGAUCCGGCAUUCUUUGAGGAGAUAGAAGAUCUGAAAUACAACUAUAGGGAAGCGGUGCAGCGGAACGUUCAGUACGAGGAACAGCUCCGCAAAUUCUCCCAACAGUUUGGCGUUUCGGUCAACGUCCCUGCCAUUUGACAGAGUUAAAAGGACUUUAAUUUGAAGGACUAAACAGCCUUAUCUAAUGCAGCUCAGGAAAUAGAAACUUAGUGACAGUAAUUUGAGUUAGCUUUUUUGGCCUAUAUUAUACGCUGUUUUGUUUCACUGUUUUAACCCCUUCGCAACGUAGGACUGCUACUACCGCACCGUUGGUGAGGAUUAGUGCAUA
Molecule: messenger RNA, 7799 nt
Organism: Acanthaster planci (crown-of-thorns starfish)
Lineage: Eukaryota; Metazoa; Echinodermata; Asteroidea; Valvatida; Acanthasteridae
Gene: cep290
Product: centrosomal protein 290
Biological process (GO): non-motile cilium assembly; ciliary transition zone assembly
Cellular component (GO): ciliary transition zone; centriolar satellite
Source: RefSeq, a predicted model, not a curated record